Molecule: messenger RNA, 1606 nt
Organism: Priapulus caudatus
Lineage: Eukaryota; Metazoa; Priapulida; Priapulimorpha; Priapulimorphida; Priapulidae
Product: monocarboxylate transporter 3-like
Exons: 5
Coding region: 175-1527 (450 amino acids)
Biological process (GO): transmembrane transport; monocarboxylic acid transport
Molecular function (GO): monocarboxylic acid transmembrane transporter activity
Source: RefSeq, a predicted model, not a curated record
GCGUGCGGCCGUAGUUCCGACUCGCCCGCGAUAGAUUGGAGCAGCAUAUAGCUCCUCGGCGAUGCUUCACCAGUCUAACCGGCCGGCAUAGCGCGUCGGCUUGCACUGUGUCCACCCAGUGAGGAGUGAGCUUUCGCUGUACUAUAGAUUCGCUCACACCACACAUCGAUCGUCAUGGCGACUCGACGCUUUCAGACAGACCAGGGUUGGGCUUGGCUGGUGCUGUUUGCUGCUAUGCUAAAUCAGAUUCUCACGCUUGGAUUCUCGUUCGUGCUCAGCGCCUACUACGUCUCAUGGAUGAACGCGUUUGGCGCGAACAGAUCGGUGACGGCAUGGGUUGGUUCCGUAAAUACGGGCAUGUUAUAUCUCGUAGGUCCUUUAACGACUAGCAUCGUCAGUCGCUUCGGUGUGCGGCGGACAGUCAUCGGCGCCAGCCUGCUCUCAGCCACCGGCUUUAUAGCCGGCACCUUCGCUCAGGAUAUCAUCGUUUUGAUCGUAUUCUGCGGCGGUGUAUCAGGCGUCGGCACUGGGAUCGGCUACAUAGGCGGAUUCGCAAUCACUGGCGACUACUUCGAAAAAUGGCGGGGACUGGCGUACGGAGUUGCUUCCACCGGCGUCGGAAUAGCACCAAUGUUUCUCGCACCUCUCCAGCAAUACCUCAUCGACUCGUACACGUGGAGAGGAGCUCUGCUCAUCAGUGCCGGCGUGGUACUCAACGGCUGCGUGGUUGGAGCCAUCAUGAGGGACCCGCCGGUGCACCACGCGUCCAUGUCAUUCAAGGAAUACUUGCGGAGAUGCUGCGAUUCGUCGCUAUUCAGAGACGCGAACUACAUCAUCCUGUGUCUUUCUAACUUCAUGUGGGGCUUCGGCCUCAGCCCCGUAAUCGUGCUGUUCUACGACCAUCUGAAAGGUCAGGGUUUCACGCCAGAGGGCGCCUCGUGGGCGUUCACGUUAUGGGGCAUUCUCAACGUCGUCGGCCGCCUGGCGGCAGGUUUCAUCAUUCAGACGAAGCUGCUGCACCUGUGCGGCUUUCACGUCUACUACGUGUCGCAGAUAAUGACGGGCAUCAGCUCCGUGUUGCUGGGCAUCCCGGGUCAGUCGCAGCUCCACUACAACGCCAUGGCCGGCGCUGGCGGCUUCUUUUUCGGCAUCAUGAUGUCGGCGUGGCCGAUGUCGUGCGUCGAGCUGUUCGGACAGAGACACCUGCUGUCUGCGAUGGGAUGGCUUCUCAUGUCCAUCGGUGCCGGCUACUUCACAGGCGCUCCCGUCGGAGGGUUUCUGGCGGAUGCUGCGGGAUCAACGCCCGUCGCCUACUAUGUCGGAGGGUCAAUCAUUGGUGUCAGCGGCCUGGUGCUGCUACUGCUGCCUCAUAUAUCGGUGAAACACUAUGAUGAUGAUGACAGCGAGCGAGCGGCGCAGGAAGCAGACGGCAGCGACAGGAACCAAUUGCAAGCUCUGCCCAACGGAGAACCUAGCGCAAUGUCCGUUCUAAUCGAAGAGAAGCCAGUCGCUGAAACUACAACGUAGAUCAUAUUUCUUCCAUUGACUGUGAACUGGUUGUGAUUCUGUUAAAGAUGAAAAUAUAUAUCUUGUAAUUUACCCGAAU